Messenger RNA from Aphidius gifuensis, 6436 nucleotides. Its product is annotated as signal-induced proliferation-associated 1-like protein 1. NCBI's taxonomy places the organism in Eukaryota, Metazoa, Arthropoda, Insecta, Hymenoptera, Braconidae. The transcript is spliced from 4 exons. Gene Ontology annotation, biological process: regulation of small GTPase mediated signal transduction; activation of GTPase activity. Gene Ontology annotation, molecular function: protein binding; GTPase activator activity. The record is from RefSeq and is a predicted model, not a curated record. Gene Ontology annotation, cellular component: cytoplasm. The coding region runs from base 1006 to 5823 and encodes 1605 amino acids.
GCAUUAUUCGCCAAUGGCCAUUGGUCGUCGUCAUACAAUUGGCAUGUGUCCCCACCAUACUACAUCUCUUCCGGAGCAAUCACGUUGGCUCUUUUCUUCUUUUUUCAAUACAUAAAUUCAUUUUGUUGUCUGUCUAUUUCUAUUACCUCCCCUCUUAACAUACUCUUGUGUGUAUACCUUUCAGUAUAUUGUUAGUAGUAUAGUGUAGUAUUUGUAGAAUUUUUUUUUUUCUUUUUUCAGUAGAAUUACCAGUUGCAUUGGUUUGAUAUGCUUCGUACUGAAUGCAACUUGUGACUGAUCGUGACGCUAUAACGCUUUUUUUUUUUAUAAAACCUGACUCAACCUAGUUGAUUGCUUGUUUUCACCAACAUCAUCAUCAUUUUAACCACCGGGCGCGGUCUAGCACGUUGUUUUAAAAUUUAUUUUAACAAAUAAUUUAUUUACAAUUAUCAAGUGUAUACACAUAAACGUGAGUGCCUUAAUAAUAAUAAAUAAAAAAAAAACCACACACACAAUUUUGUUCAAUGAGUGAUCAGUUAUGUGAGCCAUUGAUUAAAAAAAAAAAUUAAUAAAAUCAUUGAAAAUUGGAGCUAAUCAUCCAUUCAUUGUGAAAAUAAUUUUUUUUUUUUUUUUUGGAGUAAACCAAGUUGGCAAAUAAAAUAAAAAAUAAUUCUGUUAAAUUUGUCAUUGUGUGUGUGUUAUUAUUGUGUAUGUGUUUGUGAAUAAAGUGGUCAGUGUAGUGGCUAGUUGUGGAAUACCAGGCUGAAACUGGUAUGUUACGAGUUACGACUUUUUUCAUAUUGCAACAGCUGCACACGUAAUGCUCAUCAAGAUCAACAAAAAUCAUCUUAAUUAUAACCAUUUUGUUGUCAUAAAAUUAAUCGAGGCCAUUCAACCAAAUUCAAUAACAAUAACUUAUUAAGUUGACUCAUUCACCCACGUUGUCGAUGCAACAGUUUUUUGAUAUUUCAUCAAGGACACACAUUUAACAUCUAGAAUGAUGAGAUGAUUACUCAGUUUGCGAUGAUGGGGGGUGAAAGCGGAAGUGGUGGUAAUACUGGUGGUAGUCGUGUAAGUCGUGCGGGCGGUCUUACUCUUCACAGAUCAAAUUCCAGCCUUGAAUUGCCACACAGUCCUGAACGUACUGGAAGCACCAUUGAUGCUCAGCCACUAAGACGAGAAUAUGGUUCUCACGGUAGUAUUGAUGUUGUUGCCAAUCAAUGUAGUCCAACAGGAGGUGGACCAGCUAGUGAUAAUAUAUUUGCAAUGUUACAAGACUUUCGUAAUAGUCGUGGUUCAUCUGAACGUUUUUAUUCACAUCAUCAUUAUCAGCAUCAACAUCAUUACCAUCAUAAUCAUGCUGUUGCUUCAGGUAGUACAUCAACAGAUGAAGUUUGUGGUCCAACAUCAGCAUCAAGUCCAAAAUUACGUUUAAAAUUAAAUCGUUUUUGGGGUAGUAAAGAAUCAUGUCCAUCUGGUGCUGUUACUGUUGGUAAUGUUGUAUCAAGUGAUUUAGAAGAACGUAAUAGAAGACGUGCAUUUGUACAUUAUGAUUGUCAAUCAUUAACAGCAAAUUUGGGUUAUGCUGCAAAAUUACGUGGUAUAUUACUAGCAAGAAGAAGAAAUACAGCAACUGGUGCAUCAGCAGCAAGUACAAUACGUUCACCAACACCAGAUAAUGAUGGAUCAGAAAAUAAUGAUACUGAUGAUGAUUGUGGUGAUGGUAAAAGUAAUGAUUUAAUUGAAUCAUGUCCAUUUUUUCGUAAUGAAAUUGGUGGUGAAGGUGAACGUGAUGUAUCAUUAUCAAGAUUACCAAUAACAACACCUGGUUUACAUAGACCAUCAUUAGCAUAUGGUAUAUCUGUACUUGAACCACCAAUUGGUGAAACAUUAUGGAAAAAUAGAUGUCCAUUAAGAAAACGUUUAUUACCAAUUGAAAGUAUUGAUGAAGGUGCAAGAUAUUAUAGAAAAUAUUUUUUAGGUAUUGAACAUCAAAAUUGGUUUGGUAUGGAUGAACAACUUGGUCCAGUUGCAAUAAGUAUACGUAAAGAUACAAAUCAUUAUAGAAUAAUUGUACGUACAUCUGAAUUAUUAACAUUACGUGGUGCUGUACCAGAAUAUGCACUUGGUUUACGUGUUAAUCAAAGUAGUCGUAUACCAACAAAAGAAUUACUUGAAUUAGUUGCACCAGAGGUACAAAUUAAUUGUUUAAGAUUAGGUACACAAGCUGCUGAAGAAAAUUUAGCAAAACUUGAUGAACAAGGUUUAUCAAAUUGUUAUAAAGUUGGUGUACUUUAUUGUCGUGCUGGACAAAAAACUGAAGAAGAAAUGUAUAAUAAUCAACAUGGUGGUCCAGCAUUUCUUGAAUUUUUAGAUACAAUUGGACAACGUGUUAGAUUGAAUGGUUUUGAGGGCUAUAAAGCUGGUCUUGAUACAAGAUCAGAUUCAACUGGUACACAUACUGUUGCUGCAACUUAUCGUGGUGCACAAGUUACUUUACAUGUAUCAACAAUGCUACCAUUUACACCAAAUAAUAGACAACAAUUAUUACGUAAACGUCAUAUUGGUAAUGAUAUUGUUACAAUUGUAUUUCAAGAACCAGGUGCAUUACCAUUUAGUCCACGUAAUAUUAGAUCACAAUUUCAACAUGUAUUUAUUAUUGUACGUGCUAUUAAUCCAUGUACUGAUAAUACACAAUAUAGUGUUGCUGUAUCACGUAGUAAACAAGUACCAAUAUUUGGUCCACCAAUACAAAAAGGUGCAAUAUUUAAUAAAAGUAAAGCAUUUUCUGAUUUUAUACUUGCUAAAGUUAUUAAUGCUGAAAAUGCAGCACAUAGAUCAGAAAAAUUUUCAACAAUGGCAACAAGAACAAGACAAGCAUAUUUAAAAGAUUUAACAACUGAUUAUUCAUCAACAACAAUUAUUGAUACUGGACAAAAAUUUUCAAUGUUAUCAUUUAGUAGUAAAAAAAAAACACCAGUACGUCCAAGAUUAGCAUGUGAUGCCCUACAAAGAGGUGCAAUAUGUUGGCAAGUUAUACUUGAAGAAAAUCAUCAAAAUACUGAUUGUUAUUUAGGUAUAUCAAUUGAUACUAUUGUAUUAAUUGAAGAACAUUCACGUCAAAUUGUAUAUGUAUCACCAUGUAUUAAUAUUCUUGGUUGGCAUGCACAAACAAAUAGUUUAAGAUUAUAUUAUCAUCAGGGUGAAUGUAUUAGUAUUCAUGUUAGAUCAGAUUAUUCUGAACGUGAUGAAAUAAUGGAAAUUGUUGCAAGAUUACGUGCUGUUACACAAGGUUCACCAGCAUCUGAAUUAUCAUUAAAACGUAAUUCACAUGGACAACUUGGUUUUCAUGUACAACCAGAUGGUGUUGUAACACAAGUUGAAAGUAUGGGAUUAUCAUGGCAAGCUGGACUUCGUCAGGGCUCAAGAUUAGUUGAAAUAUGUAAAGUUGCUGUAUCAACAUUAAGUCAUGAUCAAAUGGUUGAUUUAUUAAAAACAAGUGCACAAAUUACUGUUACUGUUAUACCGCCAACAAAUGAUGGACAAUCAAGACGUGGUUGUGCAUUACAAAGUUGUCAAUAUUUAUCAAGUAAUUAUGAAAGUGAUUAUGAAAAUGUUACAAAUAAUGAUUGUAUACCAAGUCAACAAAUUGCACAACAAGCACAAAAAACAUAUGAAAGAUCAACAAGUCCACCAAGAUCAAGUAAUAGUUCUGGUUAUGGUACUGGAUCAAGUUCAAGAUCAUUUAAUGAUCCAAGAUUUAUUCAUGAAAUUAAUAAUACAAAUAUAAAUAAUACAAAUAAUGCAAAUAAUAAUAAUAAUAAUAAUAAUAAUAAUAAUAAUCAUGAUGAAAGAUGGUAUGAUCAUUUAGAAAAUCAAGAAAGUGAUUCACAUCAUAAAAAUAAUAAUUUAACAUCAUCACCACCACCACCAUUACCAACUCGACAAAAAAUGAUGGAAAAAAAAAAUAAUAAUCAAAAAUUAAAUAAUGAAAGUCCACAUAAAUAUCAUAAUCAAGAUUAUAAUAAUUUAAAAGAAUCAAAUUAUUCAUCACCAAGAGCACUUAUUAAUGAUGCUAAUAAUUAUCAAAAAUUUGAUGAAACUAACAGACCUGGAAAUAAUUUAUAUGGACAUAAAAAUCAUAUUCAUCAUAAAUUAACAGUUUCAAAUUCAUUACCAUUGACUUCAAAUACUCCAUAUAAUAAUAAUAUCAAUAACAAUAACAACAACAACAAUAAUAAUAACAAUAAUAAAAAUUUAAAAACAAUAUCAAAUGGUAAUGUAAUUCGUUAUUCUGCUGAACAAUAUAAUAAUUCAAAUAGUCUUGAACGUCAAAAUAAUAAUUAUGAUAUUAAUACAGCACAAGUACGUAUGCGUAAACAAAAAUUAGAUGAAAAUUCAUCAUCGUCAUCUUCAUUAUCAUCGUCAUCAACAACAACAACAACAACUAUAACAAAUGAACAAGAAGGAAAUAAUAAACACUCAUUAGAUAAACGUGUUAGUUCAUAUGAAUUUUUUCAAGAUUGUUAUGAUAAAAUUCCAAAUGAAGUUAAUGAAAUAAAUAAUCAAGAUAAUAAUGAUUUAAAUCGUGAAACAAGUCAUGAUUUUUUAAUUGGUGAAAAAGUAACUUGUCUUAAAAAUACAAUACCUGAUCGUGCAUUAACACGUAAACUUAUGCAUUCAGAGUAUAAUAGAUCAAAAGAAUUUGUUACAUCAAGUUUACCACCAGAAGUUAGAAUAUUUAGUGGUAAUAAUCAACAACCAAAUGAUAAUCAACAACAACAACAACACCACCAACAACAACAACAACAAAAUUUAAUACGUGAUGAUGAACAAUUAAAUGCAAAUGAUAAUCGUUCACCAGGUUUACGUAGAUCAAGUAAACGUGGAUGUACAACAUCAAAUUCAAGUCCAAGAAAUCAAAGUCCAAGACCAAAAUCAAUUGUUAGAAAUUCACAUAGAAAUUCAGCAAAUUUAAAUUCAAGUACACUUCAAGAAGAUUUAAUGAAAUUAAUUAAUCCAGAUUAUAUUGCUGAUGAUAAUUCAAUAUUAAAUAAUAAUAAUAUUAAUAUUAUUAGUAACAUAAAUAAUAAUGUUAUUGAUAAUAAUGAAAAUGUCAAUGAAACAACACUAAUGACAAAUAUUGAUAAAUUAAAUAAUGAAAUUUUAAAUAGACAAAUAAAUAAUAAUAAUACUAAUAAUAAUAAAAUUGAAAUACAAAAUAGAUGUAGAUCACGUGAAAAUUUAUGUGGUACAAGUUCAUCAACACUUAGUAUAUUAUCACCAAAUCGACAAGAUAAUACAAAUGUUGAAUCAGAAGUUAUAUUAACAAUGGCACGUCCAGCAACAGUUAUAUCAAAUACAAGUACAAAUACAAUUCGUUUACCAAAUGAAUUAUUAAAAAUGUCAAAAGAAGAUAAAUUAUCACCACGUGUUACAAAAACAUCAAAUAUAACAUUAAAACCAUCUAGUGAUUUAUUAUCAUCAUCAAAAGAAUUAAAAAUAGAGAAUAAUGAGACAGAGUGCCGAACAAAUUGUCCCGACACCUUUAAAACACCAACAACACGUCAAUUAAAACAACAAGGUCAAGAUAAUGAAAUUUAUAAUAAUGAUAAUAAUGAUUCAAUGAUUGAUUUACAAUCACAAAUGUCAAAUCUUGAAUUAAGAGUUGCUCGUGAAACAAGAAGACGUGUUUCACUUGAAGAAGAAGUAAGACGUUUAAGAGAUGAAAAUCGUAGAUUACAAGAUGAAAAUCAAGUAGCUGCUCAACAAUUACGUAGAUUUACUGAAUGGUUUUUUCAAACUAUGGAUCAUCAACAAUGAUUUAUCACUCAAUUGCCUUUUUUUUCAUUUUUUACCAACUAAAUUAUUCGUUUGAAAUUAUUCGUAAAUAUUAAAUUUAAUAAAAUAUAUUUUUACAUAACACAUUGUUUAUAUAGGAUAUAUAUUUUUUGAUAAGAACCAAACGAUUAUAUUAUAAUAAUAAAUUAAUAAAUAAUUAGUUAACAGUUAUUGUGUAUUGCAGUAUUAAUUAAAAACAUUUUUUCUUUUUUUCUUUUCAUUGUUAAAAAAAAAAAUACAUUUUAAAAGUUUAAAAAGGACAAAUAAUUUUUUUUAGAUUAGUUAUAAAAUGUAAUAAUAAUUUUCAAACAGUAUCGAAUAUUAUUAAUGUAUUUACACUUGAAACCAUCAAAAUAAUAACAAAAAAAAAUAAAAAUUAAUUAACAUUUGCCGCAUAAUAACGCGACGAACCGACCAAAUAUUUUUUUGUAUAUUUAAGAAUUAUCUGUUAAAUACUUUGUUAAUAUAUCCAUCUAAUUUUUUUUUUUUCAAUAGAUAAUGCUUUUGUAUUGAACAUUAUUAAUUGACAAAUUGUUUAUUAAAUGAAGAAAAAAAAUUAACUAUUAAUUAUAUUGUGCAAAAAAAAAAUAAAAAA